Manduca sexta (tobacco hornworm) is the source of this 1129-nucleotide messenger RNA. RefSeq lists its product as uncharacterized. The record is from RefSeq and is a predicted model, not a curated record. The transcript is spliced from 2 exons. NCBI's taxonomy places the organism in Eukaryota, Metazoa, Arthropoda, Insecta, Lepidoptera, Sphingidae. The coding region runs from base 365 to 988 and encodes 207 amino acids.
CAGGGGGUUCUUUUACCUUGACAUUAAUGCAAUAUGCGCGUUAACGUUUAUAUGAACCAGCCAAAGUACAACGAAUAGUCAUCCUUAAAAUAUAACUUCGUUUUACCAAUGCAUGUUAGAUUUCGCUGUUAGCAAUACUGUUGCGAUGACCGAUUUUACAUUAACAUUGUGUGCAUAAUCCACUCGCAGUAUAGUAUAUAGGUAUAUCUAGGUGAAAAUCGUCCGGCGUUCAUACGAGCUUCGAGUGUCUAGACAUGCGGGGCGAAGUGCGGGACGGUAUAGGUACCAAGCUGGCGACAGUCGCUCGGGACAUUUACUCAGGGAGUCACGCAGAUUCAAUUCGAAUUUUAACACUUUUUGUAACAUGGUUAAAACUACAUGCGCCGUAAGAGGUUGUUACUCAUCUUCAUACAUUCAUAAGGAUUUGAUGUUUCAUCAAUUACCACGCACAGAAGAGAGAUGUAAACUAUGGGCCAAAGCAUGUGGAAGAGCCGAUUUACUUAAAAUGUCUAUGAAGAGUCUGAAGAAUACUUACAUUUGCAGCUUACACUUUGGGUCUUACAUGUACGGAAAAAGGACUUUGAAGAAAUCAGCUGUGCCGUUGUUACGGAUACCAACCGACAAGGAAUCAUGUACGAGAUCUACACAAACAAAAAUUGCAAAUACCACAUUGAAAACAGAAUUGUGUAUAAAACUUAUACAUGACGACAAUGGUAAUUUAAUGGGGUCUUCAGAACAUCUUAAUAAGGAUUAUAGUAAAACGCCGACAACAACAGAUUGCACUCUUAAAAGUAAGGCAGAAGACGAAGUUGAUGUGACAUGCAAGAUAGAAUUACCCGAUAAAAAUAGUGAUAUUACGGAGGAACAAUUUUUGAAAGGUUGCGAUAAAUUUUUGCCAGAGAAGUUAAGUGCCUACGUAAAGACUCAAGUAUAUUUUAAAAUGCACAGUAAAAACGACACUCCAAAGAUUAUGAAUUAUUUUGAAUAAUCUACAGAACCCCAGCAGAAUCUAUACCUUUAUGGAGUACUUAUUAAUUGUAUUGACGAGGCCAUGUACAAUCAGCAAAGACCAACUUGGAUUAUACCUAAGUACAGAUUAGUGGCAACACACUUCGAACGGUGAGAUAGG